Varanus komodoensis (Komodo dragon) is the source of this 1724-nucleotide messenger RNA. It is a transcript of the gene HMOX2, whose product is annotated as heme oxygenase 2. The coding region runs from base 334 to 1272 and encodes 312 amino acids. NCBI's taxonomy places the organism in Eukaryota, Metazoa, Chordata, Lepidosauria, Squamata, Varanidae. The record is from RefSeq and is a predicted model, not a curated record. The transcript has 6 exons. Gene Ontology annotation, biological process: response to oxidative stress; heme catabolic process; heme oxidation. Gene Ontology annotation, molecular function: heme oxygenase (decyclizing) activity; heme binding.
CGUUAGCAGCGUCCGGACGCUGUUCGGAUGCCCUUGGGACGGCCUCCCGCGGCUUCUGCCCGAGCAGCUUCCCGGGUGUGCGUGGCUGCCCUGGAAAAGCGUUCUCCCUCCGCGACGUGGCGGAGAGCCUCUUACUGCAGGGUAGGGGGCAGCCAUGGAAGCUAGUCUCUUGCCCUGCAUGGGCCACUUCGAAAUGGGGAGCAGCCCUCUGUCCUUCAGCGUGGAGCAUCUCGCAUCUGCGUGCCACAUCAUUUCCUUCCCGGCAUUGUCCGCCUGGUGCUCAGCCAGGUCACUGGGCUGAGCACUGCCCCCGGCAGAUCUCCCCGCUCCACGAUGCUGCCUGAUGCGACCGAGGAACUCGAUGAGCCCGAGCAGCUCUCCUAUGAGGAGACGGAGGACGGGGAGAGCCUCAGCCCCACAGACUUGUCGGAGCUGCUCAAGGAGGGCACCAAGGAGUCGCAUGACCGGGCCGAGAACACGCAGUUCGUCAAGGACUUCCUGAGAGGGCGGAUCAAGAGGGAGCUCUUCAAGCUGGGCACGGCGGCCCUCUACUUCACCUACUCUGCCCUGGAGGAGGAGAUGGAGCGCAACAAGGACGAGCCCGGCUUCGCCCCCCUCUACUUCCCCCUGGAGCUGCACCGGACGGAGGCCCUGGCGAAGGACCUGGAGUUCUUCUACGGGGCGGGCUGGAGGGAGAAGAUCCAGUGCUCGGAAGCGACGCGGCGUUACAUGGAGCGCAUCCGCCACGUGGGGCAGCUGGAGCCCGAGCUGCUGGCGGCGCACGCCUACACGCGCUACAUGGGGGACCUCUCGGGGGGGCAGGUGCUGAAGAAGGUGGCCCAGCGAACCCUGAAGCUGCCCAGCACGGGCCAGGGGGUCCAGUUCUAUACCUUUGAGAACAUCGCCCACCCCCAGCAGUUCAAGCAGUUCUACCGGGCCCGGCUCAAUGCCCUGGAGCUGGACGAGGGGACCAAGCGGAAGGUCGUCGAGGAGGCCAACAAGGCGUUCGAGUUCAACAUGCAGGUUUUUGAGGAACUGGACAAGAUCGGGGCUCGGUUAACUGAAGAGGUCCAAGAUGGCGGCCCCCCAGUGCACGGUGGGACGGGGGACCCUCACAAGUGCCCCUACUACGCGGCUAAGCUAGCUAGCACGGAAGGCGCCGGCUGCCCCUGCCACCUCGCCGUGGCCCUGCUGAAGCAGCCCUCCGCCCAGCUGGCCCUGGCGGCCUGCGUCGCCCUCGUGGCAGGGAUCGCGGCCUGGUAUGUGAUGUGAGGCGGGACGCACCCCGGGCGGCAGUCGGGGCAGGGAUGCCGUGUGGCCGGAGCGAUGCCCGUGGAGGUCUAAUGCCGGAUUUCAUUACUGAGACAUUAAACACAAAUGAAGCAGAGCCGAAGGUCUAUGGGGAACGUUCCAGGGAUGGGCUAGUCCCGCAGAGCUGGAGGGUCGCUUGCUUGGCUGCGCAGCUUGACUGCCGAAGGCGUGCAGGCAGUGCCCGGCCUCUGUCCUGUGCCCCCCCCCCCCCCCGCUUUCGCUCGCUUGGUGUGUGGGUGGAACGGUUCGCCUCUUGAGAGCGGUUCCCGCCCCCCCCAUGCUCACCUUGUGCGCUCCCCCCCUCGACACCACCUCUGGGCAUGGGAUUAGGGGUUGCUGACAUAGCGAGUUUAAUCUUCAUGUAACUUAUGGAUUGUGGUAACGCUUCUGAGAUAAUAAAAUUUGUACUUCGG